AUGGCUUCGUUGGUGUACACGUUUAAGGAAUUGGUGAAAGAGGCGACAAGGUUGGGUCAAUCUGACGUCCACCGAGAGGGCUAUAGAACUCAAAUCCAACGCCCAGCACCUGGGGCAAUCCUUUCUAGCAUCCGACCCGACGCUCUCUACUUGAGGAGCAAAUUAGCGAUAGUUAUGGACGCCGAGAAGCCUCCGCCUCCGCCUCAGCUGACAGUCACAACGCUUGCCAGACUCGGGAGUCAAACAAAAGCACAGUUGAAGGCAUGGCGACACACCACGCAGAGACACGAGCAGAUUGCGUUGGCAAGAGAGAGGUCAGGGUCGAAGGUCAAGACAACAAAGUGGCUCGAAGACGUUGAGAAGAAGAUUGAAGGGAUUAGCACGAAAUGA
Letharia columbiana is the source of this 390-nucleotide messenger RNA. RefSeq lists its product as uncharacterized. The record is from RefSeq and is a predicted model, not a curated record. The transcript has 3 exons. NCBI's taxonomy places the organism in Eukaryota, Fungi, Ascomycota, Lecanoromycetes, Lecanorales, Parmeliaceae. Bases 1 to 390 code for a protein of 129 amino acids.